CCUCAGCUGCUCCUUCCGCCUGAGAGCAUUUAGAGAUGUCACUAAUAUCUCUUGGUGAUGGUCCCCACAGGAGGCCACCACGCCAUGAAGGAGGGAGAGAUUUUCAACACGCAAUACCAGGUGCUGCACAAGCUGGGCUGCGGCACCUUUGCCACUGUCUGGCUGUGCCAGGACAUGAGGAGGAAGAAACAGGUAGCUGUGAAGGUUCUGAAAAGCAGGGAAGGCUUUGCUGAGACUGCCCAGGACGAGGUUGCUUUCCUCCGCUGUGUGAGCUGCAUGAAGAAGAAGGACCUGGCAGGAGAAAACAUUGUCUGUUUGUUAGACGACUUCAGAAUGAUUGGAGAGAAUGGUUUCCAUAUGUGCCUGGUAUUUGAGGCGCUGGGUCCUUCCCUCCGAUGUCUGAUGGGAAACUACACAGCCCAGGGACUGCCCUUGCCUUUUGUGAAAAAGUCUUUACAGCAGGUGCUGGCAGGGCUGCACUUCCUGCACAAGUGCUGCCGCAUCAUCCACACAGACAUCAAACCGGAGAACAUCCUGCUGUAUGGAUGCAGCAAAAGGCUCCAAAGGCUUCUCACGGAUACACUCCACUGCGACCAGGGAACAGAAGUGAGGCUAAAGGGAGCAGGAGGUGAUCUUGGUAAUCAAUUGGAAGAACCUGAUUUAAUGAGCAUAGAAGUGAAAAUUGCAGAUCUAGGAAGCGCGUGCUGGACAUACAAGCCUUUUUCCAAGGAGAUACAGACCCAGCCAUACCGUGCCCUGGAAGUGCUUCUUGGAUUAGACUACAGCACUCCUGUGGAUAUCUGGAGCACGGCCUGUCUGGCAUUUGAAAUGGCAACUGGGGAGUGUCUAUUUGAUCCUCAACCUGGGAAAUACUUCUCUCGAGAUGAUGAUCAUGUUGCUCGCAUUAUUGAACUCCUGGGAAGAAUUCCUCCUCAAAUUGUUUUCUCAUGGAACAAGUCAACAAAAUUUUUCAGCAGGCCAGGCGCGCUCCUGCGGCUCUCCCGGCUCUCCCCCCGUAGCCUCCCCGGCAUCCUGGCGGACCGGCACGGCUGGACACCGCGGGAGGCGGCCGCCUUCGCCGCCUUCCUGCUGCCCGCGCUGCACUACGCGCCCGAGCGCCGCGCCAGCGCCGCGCAGAGCCUGCGGCACGCCUGGAUCGCCGCACCGUGA
Molecule: messenger RNA, 1170 nt
Organism: Corvus hawaiiensis (hawaiian crow)
Lineage: Eukaryota; Metazoa; Chordata; Aves; Passeriformes; Corvidae
Product: SRSF protein kinase 3-like
Exons: 10
Coding region: 58-1170 (370 amino acids)
Biological process (GO): regulation of mRNA processing; spliceosomal complex assembly; protein phosphorylation
Molecular function (GO): ATP binding; protein kinase activity
Source: RefSeq, a predicted model, not a curated record